AGCAGAAAAAGGAGAAGCAGCAACGGCUGCUCUGCUUCCUUCAUCUCGCUCUUCGGACAUGCCCGGCCAACAGAAAGCAACUCCAUAGGGGAGGAGAGCCACGGAGGAUCUCACAGCCGCAGUCUAAUAGUAACGCAGAGGAUUCAGCAGUGGUCACUAUGGGUUCUGUGAAUUCCAGAGGUCACAAGGCAGAAGCCCAGGUGGUCAUGAUGGGCCUGGACUCGGCGGGCAAGACCACGCUCCUUUACAAGCUGAAGGGCCACCAGCUGGUGGAGACCCUGCCCACUGUUGGGUUCAACGUGGAGCCUCUGGAAGCUCCUGGGCAUGUGUCACUGACUCUCUGGGACGUUGGGGGGCAGGCCCCGCUCAGGGCCAGCUGGAAGGACUAUCUGGAAGGCACAGAUACCCUCGUGUACGUCCUGGAUAGCACAGAUGAAGCCCGCUUACCCGAGUCAGCGGCUGAGCUCACAGAAGUCCUGAGUGACCCCAACAUGGCUGGCGUCCCCUUCUUGGUGCUGGCCAACAAGCAGGAGGCACCUGAUGCACUUCCGCUGCUUAAGAUCAGAAACAGGCUGAGUCUAGAGAGAUUCCAGGACCGCUGUUGGGAGCUCCGGGGCUGCAGUGCCCUCACUGGGGAGGGGCUGCCCGAGGCCCUGCAGAGCCUGCGGAGCCUCCUGAAAUCUCGCAGAUGCCUGUGUCUCCAGGAGAGAGCCGGUGGGGCUGAGCGCGGAGACAGCAAGAGAUCUUGAUCCAGACAGAGCAGCAUAUCUUUGCUCAUACAAACUAGAAGAACCAGCUGAUCCUUGAGAAACUUAUGCUCAGUCUAUCAAACAAGAAAUGCUGGCUUGGCCCGGUGGCUCACGCCUGUAAUCCCAGCACUUUGGGAGACCACAGUGGGAGAAUCCCUUGAGCCCAGGAGUUGGAGAGCAACAUCACAAGACCCCAUUUCUACUAAUAAUCAAAAAAUUGGCCGGGCAUGGUGGCAUGUGCCUGUAGUCCCACCUACUUGUGAGGCUGAGGCAGGAGAAUUGCUUAAGCCUGAGGGGUAGAGGUUGCAGUGAGCUGAGAUUGUGCCACUGCACUUCAGUCUGGGCAACAGAGUGAGACCCUGUCUCAGUAAUAAUAAUAAUAAUAAUAAUACUCUAAGAAAAAAAAUCUCAACCUACUUCAUUUAAUAGCUCGUUACCAAGUGUGAUUGAAGCAAUAUAUCAUGAUAGAGUAGCCACUGGUUGCAUACUAAUAGAAACCUAAAUUAUCAAAUAGGGAAAGAGGUUUUAAAAUCAAAUUUGAGGCCAGGUGCAGUGGCUCAUGCCUGUAAUCCCAGCACUUUGGGCGGCUGAGGCAGGCAGAUCACUUGAGGCCAGGAGUUCAAGACCAGCCUGGCCAACAUGGCGAAACCCCAUCUCUACUGAAAAUACAAAAAUUAGACAGACAUGGUGGUGCAUGCCUGCAGUCCCAGCUACUCAGGAGGUUGAGGCAGAAGAAUCGCUUGAACCCAGGAAGCGAAGGUUGCAGUGAGCCGAGAUUGUGCCGCUGCACUCCAGCAUCGGUGACAAAGAAAGGCUGUGUCUCCAAAAA
Rhinopithecus roxellana (golden snub-nosed monkey) is the source of this 1578-nucleotide messenger RNA. RefSeq names its product ADP ribosylation factor like GTPase 11 (gene ARL11). Gene Ontology annotation, molecular function: GTPase activity; GTP binding. The record is from RefSeq and is a predicted model, not a curated record. Bases 159 to 749 code for a protein of 196 amino acids. Gene Ontology annotation, biological process: vesicle-mediated transport; intracellular protein transport. NCBI's taxonomy places the organism in Eukaryota, Metazoa, Chordata, Mammalia, Primates, Cercopithecidae. The transcript has 2 exons. Gene Ontology annotation, cellular component: cytoplasm.